This is a messenger RNA of Adelges cooleyi (spruce gall adelgid), 591 nucleotides long. RefSeq lists its product as uncharacterized. The transcript is spliced from 4 exons. Gene Ontology annotation, cellular component: membrane; cytoplasm. Bases 1 to 591 code for a protein of 196 amino acids. NCBI's taxonomy places the organism in Eukaryota, Metazoa, Arthropoda, Insecta, Hemiptera, Adelgidae. The record is from RefSeq and is a predicted model, not a curated record.
AUGGCGUCACUCGCUUCUGUACAGAGAUGGUUUCGGUGUACUAGAGUCUGUCGCAUGGGAUUAGGUCAAUUGCAAUCAGGGCUAGUUUCUGGAAUCGGCGACGUGGUCGCUCAGACAUACGUCGAAGAAACUCCUUUCGACAAGGGACCGAUGAUACAGAAAACGACGUACAGACUGGUGAGCCAAUUUGGCCAAAUCAGAUGCCCAAUGACCGUACCUACAUCAAUAGCAAUCGAGCAACUGAUGGUUGCUCCACUCGUGAAUGCCAGUGUAAUAGCAUACAGCCGCAUCAUAAGCGGAGACGAAUGGCCUCAAGUCAAAGAAAAAACCAAAGAGACAUUCAUACCAGUCACCGUCAACGGCCUCAUGCUCUGGCCAGUAGCGCAACUGGUCAGCCACGCUCUAGGACCGUUGGACCCCAGAGGGUUAUUUAUUGCUGCAGUCGGUUUGGGUUGGAGCACGUACCUGUCUCACGUUACACUGGGUGAUGGCAAAGCGGAGAUUUUUAACCCUUUUGCUGAGGAAGAUAAGUCUAAGAAAAAAUCCGACAAGAAACCAGAUAAGAAGGCCGCUAAAAAUAAGAAGAAGUGA